UUUUUUUUUGCCUUCCAUCUUUUUAAAACAAGAAAAUGGAGCAUCACAUAAGAAAUCUUAAUCCUUGUACUGGGUCCAUGUGUCACAUCUGAAUUGUGUUGUACUGAUUCUCUAAGUACCAGCUCGGACCAUCUCCUUGAUGCACACUCACGGCAUCAUGGCCAGUACUCAGGAGCGCCUGAGCUUGUCUUCCUCUCCAAACUCGAACGGCAAAGCUUUCUGUGAAGAUAAAGACUUUAGUAGGUUACAUGAUGAACAUGCACCUACUGGAAACCACCCGUCCCCCGAGCUCAUAGAGGAUGUGCGUGAGAAGGGCUUGCUGCAGGCAGACCUCAUCGAAAACAUGAGCAGCCCGGUCACUGCAGCAGUGCUGACCAGCAUCAGCGAGGACUCUAGGGACCAAUUUGAGAACAGCGUGCUGCAGCUGCGAGAACAGGAUGAGUCUGAAACAGCCAUUCCUCAGGGCAACAGGAACACUAUGGAUGGAGAGAGCAACAGCGGAGCGGAUGAUGUUAAAGUCCAGUUCAACAGAUCAGGCAGCGGGAGCGGUGGGUUUCUUGAGGGACUUUUCGGUUGUCUGAGGCCCGUGUGGAACAUCAUAGGCAAGGCAUACUCCACAGACUACAAACUGCAACAGCAAGAUACCUGGGAGGUCCCAUUUGAGGAGAUCUCGGAGCUGCAGUGGCUGGGCAGCGGCGCACAGGGAGCCGUCUUCCUGGGCAAAUUCCGGGCGGAGGAGGUGGCCAUCAAGAAAGUGAGAGAUCAGAACGAAACGGAUAUCAAGCACUUGCGGAAACUCAAACAUCCUAACAUCAUCGCGUUCAAGGGAGUUUGCACUCAAGCCCCGUGCUACUGUAUUAUCAUGGAGUACUGUGCGCAUGGACAGCUCUACGAAGUCCUGCGAGCGGGGCGGAAAGUCACCCCUCGGCUGCUUGUGGAUUGGUCCACGGGGAUUGCAAGUGGGAUGAAUUAUCUGCACCUUCACAAAAUCAUCCAUCGAGACCUCAAGUCGCCAAACGUUUUGGUUACACACACAGAUGCAGUAAAAAUUUCAGAUUUUGGUACAUCUAAAGAACUCAGUGAUAAAAGUACCAAAAUGUCUUUUGCGGGAACUGUGGCUUGGAUGGCCCCAGAGGUGAUACGCAAUGAGCCCGUCUCUGAAAAGGUGGAUAUCUGGUCAUUUGGGGUAGUUUUGUGGGAGCUGCUUACAGGAGAGAUUCCCUACAAGGAUGUGGACUCUUCAGCCAUCAUUUGGGGAGUGGGCAGUAACAGCCUGCACCUUCCUGUCCCUUCCACCUGCCCAGAUGGUUUCAAAAUCCUCAUGAAGCAGACCUGGCAGAGCAAGCCCCGGAAUCGUCCCUCCUUCCGGCAGACGCUGAUGCACCUGGAUAUUGCAUCUGCUGAUGUGCUGGCUACUCCUCAGGAAACCUAUUUCAAAUCACAGGCUGAAUGGAGAGAAGAAGUGAAGAAACAUUUUGAGAAAAUUAAAAGCGAAGGAACUUGUAUCCACCGGCUAGAUGAAGAAUUGAUUCGUCGUCGAAGGGAAGAGCUGAGACAUGCAUUGGAUAUCCGCGAACACUAUGAGAGGAAGCUGGAGCGAGCCAAUAACUUAUACAUGGAGCUUAGCGCUAUUAUGCUGCAGCUGGAGGUCCGUGAGAAGGAGCUCAUAAAGAGGGAACAAGCAGUGGAAAAGAAGUACCCUGGGACUUACAAACGCCACCCAGUCAGACCAAUAAUCCACCCCAAUACAGUGGAGAAGCUCAUGAAGAGGAAGGGGGUCUCCCAUAAACCAGGCAGCCAGACUAAAAG
Balearica regulorum gibbericeps (East African grey crowned-crane) is the source of this 1809-nucleotide messenger RNA. NCBI's taxonomy places the organism in Eukaryota, Metazoa, Chordata, Aves, Gruiformes, Gruidae. The record is from RefSeq and is a predicted model, not a curated record.